Xylaria bambusicola is the source of this 1008-nucleotide messenger RNA. RefSeq lists its product as uncharacterized. The record is from RefSeq and is a predicted model, not a curated record. Lineage: Eukaryota; Fungi; Ascomycota; Sordariomycetes; Xylariales; Xylariaceae. Bases 422 to 841 code for a protein of 139 amino acids. The transcript has 3 exons. Gene Ontology annotation, molecular function: oxidoreductase activity.
GUGUGGCUGAAUAGUCGGUCACCCUUGCAAGAUCGAUAUCAGAGCUGGGCUAAGCUGAUCCAGUACUACCUAAUUCCCGCUUGUUCAGGCUGUCCCCUGCGUUAUGUUGCGCCAAAACUAGCGGUCUUAUUGCGCACCAAAAUCCCAAGGCCUCGUCACGCAGUACAGACGGGCUCCGGGAAUAGCAAAGGAUUUCUCCGUGCAGGUACAACCCCUCACCGCCUCGCACAAUGUCGCCUCAAGGAGGGGUAACGUCGUAGGGGAGGAAGACCACGGGUUGAGCAUUCAGUAGAAAACGGACCGACGCUCCUCAUUCUCAAACGUGGAUCAGCACAAGAGCAUUACUCUUUCACUUCGGUUCAAUCUUAGUACUCGGGGAUACCAAUAGGUCAUAGUGCACAACAAUAACCAACAGACCAUCAUGGCGACUCAUGUCAAGCUGACUGUCACCCAUUAUCGCCUGCCCCAGCACACACAUGAGGACUUCAUGAGAUGGAUCAUCGAUGACCACUUGCCGCUACUCAUGCCCAUCUUGAAGAGAAAUGGCUUUGUGAGCUACUCGCUCUUCGAUACACCUGCUUCGAUGAACGAGCAACUCAAAGCCAGCAUGGCGGGCGGUCACAGAGAGAAGUGGCAGUAUGCUGAUUUCGACUGCUUCAUUGAGUACGUGUUCACGGAUGUCAAGAACAUUGAGGGCAUGCUCGCAGAUCCCGAUUGGGCCAAGUCCGUUGAGCACGAGCCCGAUUGGGUAGACACAAGCAAGGCUUUGAUGUCCAUUGGCUACAUCACACCCUAUCUGAUGGAGAAUGGCGACGUUGUAAAUGUUCCAAAGUUGAAGUGAUGUUCUGGGCCCUGAGCUGCGAGAUCUCCUUGCUGUAGGACAGAUGCCCACUUCUCAUUUAAGACAGCCGGUAAUAGUCCAUGUCCGCCCCGGUGAUCCCAGCAUUGGCAUCUCAUUAAUGAUGAUAAAUGAUCUGGUCUAUAGCAGUAGACAUUAGAGUCUAGUGA